AUGGCCCCUAUCGAGCGCAUCACUCUCUUCAACAUCCCCAAGGCCGAAGACCGCGCUCGUCUCCUGGAGCAGUACAAGGUCCUCGCGAAGACGGCUGUCAAGGAUGGAAAGCCGUAUAUCCUCAACGCCGCGGCUGGCGAGUCCUUCCCUGAUCCUCGCAACAAGGGCUUCAAUAUCUCUGUCAAGACCACCUUUGCGUCCAUGGAGGAUAUGGAGUACUACGACAAGGAGUGUGAGGCGCACAAGGCGUUGAAGGCUAUGGUGGACGGGGUUAAGCAGGACGCUCUGACGACUUUCUUCCAGAGUGUUCUUUGA
Aspergillus clavatus NRRL 1 is the source of this 315-nucleotide messenger RNA. Its product is annotated as Dabb family protein. The record is from RefSeq and is a predicted model, not a curated record. Lineage: Eukaryota; Fungi; Ascomycota; Eurotiomycetes; Eurotiales; Aspergillaceae. The transcript has 2 exons. Bases 1 to 315 code for a protein of 104 amino acids.